Triticum aestivum (bread wheat) is the source of this 467-nucleotide messenger RNA. RefSeq lists its product as uncharacterized. The record is from RefSeq and is a predicted model, not a curated record. The coding region runs from base 58 to 408 and encodes 116 amino acids. NCBI's taxonomy places the organism in Eukaryota, Viridiplantae, Streptophyta, Magnoliopsida, Poales, Poaceae. The transcript has 2 exons.
GCAGGUCGGGCCUAGGCAAAACUGAAUGUGAAAAUUUUGAGUAGUCCAUCGACUGAGAUGGCGACUACAGGGGCGACCACCGGAGCACCCCCUUCAUCCUCCAGGCGAGUUGGGGGCCGGUUCUGGGCCCUUGCUGACGCCGAUGAGGAUGAUGCGGACGGAGAUGCGGAUGCGACUCCGGCAUCCCCGCCGUCGCGGUCGCCCUCCGAUCUCAUUUGCGAAUUCUUUAAUUCCGGUUAUGCCAAAGAUGAAGUGGCAUUGACUGUUGACAAGGUCUUGCCUAUUGAUGAUCCUGCCAGGGUAGGACUUCACGUGGGAGAGAAGAAGGAGAUGAUCCGGCGUGUGGUUCAUCGGCGAACGGCGGCGAUCAGGCCAUGGAAGGGCCCUCUCCCCAAGGUUAUUUUCUGAGCCACGGUGUUGAUUCGUUCGUGGUCGCUACUCACUCCGACGAAGGCCAGGGAGCGUUU